UACGUAGAUGUGCCCCGUCGAGUUUCCGACAAAUUCGAAUAGCCUAACCAAAAGUGGCAGUCAGUGUAGUUAGAGCAUAGGACCAGGAGGCAGUACAGCAACAGCGAACAGUGUCGAACCACAAGUUGACAGUGGGGAAUUUUACUUCUAUACAGUUCCUGUGGGUUUUCAAGAGGUGCGAAUUUGUCGAAGUGUAUAGGGAAAGAAAAGUGAAUCGCUUGGAUAAGGAAACGAAAAACAUAAAUAAAUACAUAGAAAAUAAGCGAAAUCACAUCACUUUUGUGUGUGAUUAAUAAUCGGCAGUGUAGCCCAGCAGUGCGAGUAAAAUAAGAGGCGAAGACCACGUGCAGGAAGAAAAAGUUCAACACAACGAGUGAGUCAGAGUGAGAUAAAUAUUCACGAAGAAAAAAAGUGCACCUCUUGAGCAUAGUAGCAAUCUGCCAGAGGAGAAAAUCCAAGAUCCAAUAAAUUAUCUGCGUGAUUUCGUUACACGGAGUAAAAGUUUUUUUCGUUCGAGGAAAAAGAAGGCGACUACUUGAACCGGGUGCCGGUUUCGGAUUUCCUGUAGAGUGUCGCUGGAGCAGUGGUUGGAAUCUUGUUGCCCUUCUGUUGUGGAGUGCAGCAAAAAGGAUUUCUGCCACCGUCGAACGCUGGAAUUGCAGCAGUCUACAACAUCUACAGCUAACAUCAACAACAUCAGCAUCUCAUAUAAUGGAGGCGGUUGCGAAACACGAUUUUAACGCCACGGCCGACGAUGAGCUGAGCUUCCGGAAGAACCAGGUUCUAAAGAUCCUCAACAUGGAAGACGACAUGAAUUGGUACCGGGCAGAACUAGACGGGAAGGAAGGACUAAUACCAAGCAAUUACAUAGAAAUGAAAAAUCACGAUUGGUACUACGGUCGCAUCACACGGGCAGACGCCGAGAAGCUCCUGUCGAACAAACACGAGGGCGCCUUCCUGAUACGGAUCAGCGAGUCCAGCCCGGGCGACUUCAGCCUGUCGGUCAAAUGCUCGGACGGCGUGCAGCACUUCAAGGUGCUCCGGGACGCGCAAGGCAAAUUCUUCCUCUGGGUGGUGAAAUUCAACUCCCUGAACGAACUGGUCGACUACCACCGGACGGCUAGCGUGUCCCGCUCGCAGGAGGUCAAACUGCGCGAUAUGGUGCCAGAAGAGAUGUUGGUGCAAGCCCUGUACGACUUCGUUGCGCAGGAGUCCGGCGAGCUGGACUUCCGGCGAGGGGACGUCAUCACGGUUACGGAUCGCUCUGACGAGCAUUGGUGGAACGGCGAAAUUGGAAAUCGGAAAGGACUAUUCCCAGCAAUAUACGUGGCGCCCUACCAUUCAUAAGAUAUAAGUAUUUUUAUUAUUUUUUGCUAUAUAAAUAUUAUAUAUUUUUAAUGUUUAACUGGGGGAAAAGUCGAAUCGAAAGAGGGAUACGAAACAAAAGGGAACGUGAACACAAAAUAUUCAAGAAGCCAAUAAGAACGCGAUGCAAAGAUCGAGAGUGGUUGCGUCUAGAGAGAAAGAGAAAACGAGUCAGUGCGCGAAAAAAGAGCGAAGCCAGAGAACCGAUGUACAUUGAUUGACACACACAGGCAUGCAUUAUGACACAAAUGAGAGAUAAUCCCCAUUUACCUAUCAGCUAGAAGUAUCUUGCAGGACAUUUGAAUGGUUAGUUGAAACAAAAUGGUCGAAGUGCUUGUGAGAUACACGCGAAAUCAAAAGGAAUCAAAUUCAGGUGUUUUACUAUAUCUAGGUUUGAACGUGGCGAGAUCGCAUCUCGGCCGCAAAUACAUUCAAUCAACACCAGGAAAAAAAACCCUACCCACACUACUAAGGUAACCGGAGAUAAUCGUGAGUGUGAAUCAAAGUGGAAUAUUUCAAAAAAAAAAAAAUCUGAGAGUUACGAAAGAUGUGUAGUUUUGUUUAUAUAGAUAUUUUCUGUUUUUGUCUCGUAAAAAUAGUCUAGUUUUUGGAGCAACUUUUUUCUUUUCGUUUUGUAAUUAAUCCUAAAUGUAGGCAACCGUUAGCAGAUCUUAUAAUUACUAUUUAAACAAAAACAAAUGUAGGAACAAAAUUGGUCUAAUUUCGUUUCGUAGGCAGAAAGCGCAACUUUUGUCAUUAUGUGUAAUAGCUUUUAAGUGUAAACACAGUCACACAAGAAGAAAACAUGUAAUAUGUUGUACGGAAAAAUCCUUACACUAUAAUAGACUUUUUAACCGAGUAUCAUUCUCAGUUUAUCAAUUCCUUGCGCUAAGCAAAUCCUUUUUACAAAUCCCAAUGAAUGGUAGUUCCCUGAUUCGUCAUACGGCCGUUUGCCAUAAUUAGCUAACGUUCAUGACGGAAAGCCGUAUGGCUAAUGGCGUCUCCAUGAAACUACACUCGAAACACAGUCCCAUUCUUAAAAUAGGGAACGACUACUAGAGAGCAACAUCCAGCAACCGAAUCACACAUUUUUACGAAUAGAUCUACAAUAAUUUAAAAUAACUACAGAAAACCCCUUUUAGUGCAGUUUUAAGUGAACCGAAGCAGAUUAUGAUAAAUAUCCUCAAGUGAAUAGAGAACCGAACCACACACACUGAAAGAUAUUUCGCUAGGAGAACAAUUUACACAAUUAUACACUGACACACUACCCUCCAACAGUACACCACUAGCUGUACAGAAAGUGCAGACAACGGGGCAAAAGGACACCCUUGAGUGUAGGUGCUUAUAUCGUUUCCUGUCCUUUCCGGGGACGAUGCUCCUGUGGUUGCAGGAAAAAGUGUCGCAAAUAACCGGAAGACAAUUACCUAUUCCUACCUUGCAUAAUUAAGUAAAAGAGAGCGAAAACAAACAGCAACAGUUGAAGGAGUGCAAUGUGCCAAGCGAGUGCCGAUCCGGAUCGUCAUCCACACCUUUGCGCGCGUAAAAGCCAUCGUUAAUUACAAAAAAAAAGUAAGACAAACAAGGAGUACUCCUACAUCAACUAAUAGACAAGACAAAGUAAACAAUCAAACGAAAAUCGAA
Messenger RNA from Aedes aegypti (yellow fever mosquito), 3006 nucleotides. It is a transcript of the gene drk, whose product is annotated as protein enhancer of sevenless 2B. Gene Ontology annotation, molecular function: protein binding. Lineage: Eukaryota; Metazoa; Arthropoda; Insecta; Diptera; Culicidae. The record is from RefSeq and is a predicted model, not a curated record. The transcript has 5 exons. Bases 712 to 1347 code for a protein of 211 amino acids.